AUGGGAGGGAUCAGCUUCCUCGUCAACGACUCGGUCCAGUCAGCUGUCGACUCCUUCGAAAUCAUCAAUGCCCGUAUCUCGGUUGAGAUGUUAACGAUUUGAAACCAGAGAUCGCAAGACGUCGACGAGCUGUUUGGACCGCGUUCAACUCCAUCAACAAAGAACACCCGUUAAAAGACCCGAGACUGCGAGCUCACAUCUUCGAAGCAUCCGUCAUUCCCGCCAACUCCUACGCGACUAAGUUUGUCCUGACACGAAAAACACCGCGACCGCCCUAAGAACAUCUCACCGCGCAUUGGAACGUGCUCUCCUUGAUACCACUCGCUUCGAACAGUGAAAAAAAGAACAGACGAGCACAGACCUCCGUCAGCGGUCCCAAAUCCGGGACCUUGAAGAGCACCUUCAACGCGGGUACCAUUGUUGGGGAGGCCACGUCAUUCGCAGACAGGACGACCGCUGGUCCACGAGAACGACACACUCGAUCAUGAGAAACAUCGCCCACUGCCCCACCGAGUUCAGAUGGACGGCCUACGGCAAGAACACGCCAACCAGGCCGUCACUGGAUGA
Caenorhabditis auriculariae is the source of this 567-nucleotide messenger RNA. The record is from the annotation of a GenBank genome assembly. Lineage: Eukaryota; Metazoa; Nematoda; Chromadorea; Rhabditida; Rhabditidae.